AUGUAUACGGAAUUGCAUAGCUCGGUGCUAUGUUCAGAAGAGAUAGAGCCAAUGGAGCCUUCCUUUUACGAUAAUGGCGUGCCGGUAUUUAAGCCAAGUAUAUCACAAUUUCAGGACUUUUACUUAUUUAACAAGGCCAUAGAUAAGUAUGGUUUGCAAGCAGGGAUAGUAAGAAUAAUCCCCCCCAAAGAGUGGUCUGAGAAAUUGAGCAAUUGUUGUUACACAAAGGAAAAUUUGGCCAAGGUAUCUAUCAGGAACCCUAUAGUACAACGAAUCAACCAUGAUGGGCAUGGUGUUUUCCAGCUGCAGAAUGUUGAGCGACCUAGAAAGUAUAGUCUAGAGCAGUGGAAAGAAUUGUCCAAGAGUUAUCAACCGCCAAAGAAGAGGAAAAGAAGACAAUCUAACGAAAAGGGGGCGGAAGAAAAAUCUUGUGUUCCAGAAUACAAUAUUGAUACUUCAAUAUAUACUGAUGAAAAGUGCAAAGAUUUAGAGCGCGCUUAUUGGAAGUCGCUAACUUAUGCCGAACCCAUUUAUGGAGCUGAUACUUUGGGAUCGCUUUUCACUGAGGAUAUAAAAAGCUGGAAUGUAGCAAAACUACCGAAUAUCUUGGAUUUGAUGGAAGAGGAGAUCCCCGGUGUCAACAAUGCUUAUUUGUAUGCCGGAACUUGGAAAGCAACAUUUGCAUGGCAUUUGGAAGAUCAAGACCUAUACCUGAUCAAUUAUCUACAUUUUGGUGCUCCGAAACAAUGGUACCUGAUUCCACAAUCGGAGAAUAAAAAAUUUUUUAGUUUAAUGAAGGAUUUGUUUGCUGACGAGUACAAGAAUUGCUCACAGUUUCUAAGACACAAGACAUUCAUAGCUCUGCCGCAAUUUUUGGCAAAAAAGGGAAUUACAGUGAACCACACAAUCCAUAGAGAGGGUGAGUUUAUAAUAACUUACCCUUACGGAUACCAUGCCGGCUUCAAUUAUGACUAUAAUCUAGCAGAAUCAGUCAAUUUUGCUCUCGAUACAUGGUUUGAGUUUGCAAAAUCAACGGAAAAAUGCAAAUGUAUUUCCGAUGCUGUCGAUAUCAACGUAGGCCAAUUAUGGAAGAAGUUCAAGUCAACUCAAUCGCAAGCCAUAAAGCUGUAA
Molecule: messenger RNA, 1131 nt
Organism: Lodderomyces oxycetoniae
Lineage: Eukaryota; Fungi; Ascomycota; Pichiomycetes; Serinales; Debaryomycetaceae
Product: lysine-specific demethylase
Exons: 1
Coding region: 1-1131 (376 amino acids)
Biological process (GO): regulation of gene expression; chromatin remodeling
Cellular component (GO): nucleus; chromatin
Molecular function (GO): histone H3K9 demethylase activity; histone H3K36 demethylase activity
Source: RefSeq, a predicted model, not a curated record